CUUCCUCUUUUCAGACACGGGACUAUAAGAGCUGAGCGUCUGACACAGAUAUUCACUUGAUAGAGGUUGUCCCAUAAAGGCAGAGCUCAAAGCCCUGGAGGAAACGAUGAGCUGUGGUUUAUUGGUGGGGACAGAAAAACCGCUUUGUCUCGUUGGGUUUGUUCCAGGACACUGACCCAAUAAGAAGCCUUCGUCUUCCGUGGUUGGUGCUGCCCGACAGAUCAAACCUCCUUCUUCUGCAGUCUAUUCAUCCCCGGGGUCAAGGAUAUAAUGUGACACAUCUCAAUUCUUGACCGAGUUAAAAGAUUCAGAUGGAGCCCAACACGCAGCGGUGCCACACAGGACUUUGUCUCUCUGUCUACAUCAUUACCUUUGUGCUGGGCUUCCCGGCCAAUGUAUUAGCUUUCUACACUUUUUGUAAGAAAGUAAGGCAGAAACCCACCCCGAUUGACAUCCUGCUCCUCAACCUGACCAUUUCCGACCUCCUCUUCCUCCUCUUCCUGCCCUUCAAGAUGCAGGAAGCAAUGAACAACAUGAUCUGGGACAUGCCCUACGUCCUCUGUCCGCUGUCUGGCUUUAUCUUCUACAUGACCAUCUACAACAGCACCUUUUUCCUCACUGCUGUCAGUGUAGAGCGCUACUUGGGUGUGGCUUUCCCCAUUCGGCACACUCUGAAGCGGCGACCUGUGUAUGCUGUAGCUGCCAGCAUUUUCUUCUGGAUUUUCUCCACCGCCCAACUUAGUAUUGUGUUUAUCGUGCCCUUUAUUGACCACAAGAACUCUACAGUCCCCCCUGAAAGCCUCAACGCCUCAGCUCACCCUAGCACAGAUAGCGGAAGACAAUGCUAUGAGAACUUCACCGAGUCUCAGCUGAACGUCCUCCUGCCUGUGCGCCUGGAGCUUUGUGUGGUGCUUUUCUGCAUCCCUUUCCUGAUUUCUAGUUUUUGCUACAUCAACUUCAUCAGAAUUCUCUCAAAGCUGCAACACAUUGACCGGCGCCGGCGCAUCCGAGCCAUGGGCAUGGCUUUGGGAACCCUGGUGGUGUUUGCUCUAUGUUUUGGACCCUACAACGUCUCACACAUCAUUGGUUUUAUAAAGUGGAAAAGUCCGGCAUGGAGAGACAAGGCCCUGCUGUGCAGCACCUUCAAUGCCUGCCUAGACCCUCUUAUUUUCUACUUUUCUUCCUCUGCUGUGAGAGGGACUGUGGGUAGUGUGAUGGAAGGGGUUAAAAGCCGUCUCCAGAGGUGCAUGUCUUGUCGCCUGCUCCAGGCCUUGUGCGGGGGAAUUACCAAGACUGCACAAGAUAAGGAACACACGCAAGAGGAGAUCAAUGCUAUCUGAGCUGACAGAAAGGGACCUGUAAGCGGCUGCCUUUACUGUUGUCUUAUUUCUUCAUCCCUAGGAGCAGAAAAUUAAUGCCAUGUUAAUGUUUACACAUGUGAGAAAAUGACUUGGCUUUAUACAGUGCAGUGUAUUUUUGUUUGAUGAGAUUCCUUUUUGGAAAUGAGACAAGACAGGUAACCUUCAGUCUUCCUAAACACGCCAUGCCAAUUUUUUAUGCAGCGCAUCGGGUAAAACCUCAGAGACAGCCUACUUUGAACUGUCACCAGGAUAUAAAAACAUUUCUUGCACAGUGUAACAGAAGUACAGAGCUCCUUAAAUGCAGGCAGGUGUUGUGGAGCAUCGCAGCAGAGACUGUAACAAAAUGAAUAUCUAAGCAACAGCGUUGCACGUCAUCUCUCCGCAAUUAGAGAUUAAAUGUUCCAACCAACAUCCUUAGUCGUGAACAGGAUAUUGUUUGCAACAAUACGGUCAUUAUGUGUCAAGCAGCGGUGGCUGAAGAAGAAGUAGCAGAAGAAAGAGAAAAUGCGUGGCAUCUUCAUGCAGAUACAAGCAUGCUGAAAAUAAGAGAGCAGUUCGCUUUGUAAUUGUACAUAUGUUUGCAUUUGUAAUGUUUUUUGCAUGAUGAUGGCUGUUCUUAUAUUUCUAUGUGAUAUAUAAAGAAAGAGAGACGUAUGAAUGUACACAUAUAUAUGCAUAACGAGGGUUGUAAUAAUAUAAUAACAAAUAAAUAAAGCUUAUUUUCAUAUUCAAAGAAAGAAUAUA
Molecule: messenger RNA, 2105 nt
Organism: Oreochromis niloticus (Nile tilapia)
Lineage: Eukaryota; Metazoa; Chordata; Actinopteri; Cichliformes; Cichlidae
Product: free fatty acid receptor 2
Exons: 2
Coding region: 312-1340 (342 amino acids)
Biological process (GO): G protein-coupled receptor signaling pathway; cellular response to fatty acid
Cellular component (GO): plasma membrane
Molecular function (GO): G protein-coupled receptor activity
Source: RefSeq, a predicted model, not a curated record